Canariomyces notabilis is the source of this 513-nucleotide messenger RNA. Its product is annotated as carbonic anhydrase-like protein. Gene Ontology annotation, molecular function: carbonate dehydratase activity; zinc ion binding. The record is from RefSeq and is a predicted model, not a curated record. The transcript has 3 exons. The coding region runs from base 1 to 513 and encodes 170 amino acids. Lineage: Eukaryota; Fungi; Ascomycota; Sordariomycetes; Sordariales; Chaetomiaceae.
AUGACGGCCAUCCAAAAGAACAUCGAAGCCUCAUCGGCCAGCUACUCGGCCUCCUUCACCCAGGGCCACCUCGCCCUCCCGCCCGCAAAGAAAUACCUCGUCCUCACUUGCAUGGACGCCCGCAUUGAUCCCGCGCGUGCCUUUGGCAUCGAGCUGGGCGAUGCGCACGUUGUUCGUAAUGCCGGCGCUUCAGCCGUCGACGCGCUCCGCUCCAUCGUCAUCAGCCAGCAGCUGCUGGGCACCAACGAGGUGGUGGUGGUGAAGCAUACCGGAUGUGGCAUGCUGACGUUCAAGAAUGAGGAUGCAUACCGCAUUGUCGGGGAGAAGCUGGGUGCGGAAGCCGUUGAGGAGCUUCACCAGAGGAAGCUUGACUUUUUGCCUUUUCCCGAGCUCGAUGAGGCCGUUAAGGCGGAUGUUGAGUUUCUGAGGGCGUCAAAGCUGGUCUCAGAUUCGGUCGUUGUUAGCGGGUGGGUGUAUGAAGUAGAGACGGGUAAAACAAGGCGGGUCGUCUAA